This is a messenger RNA of Protopterus annectens (West African lungfish), 4380 nucleotides long. It is a transcript of the gene MID1, whose product is annotated as midline 1. Bases 624 to 2630 code for a protein of 668 amino acids. Gene Ontology annotation, molecular function: zinc ion binding; protein binding. The transcript is spliced from 10 exons. The record is from RefSeq and is a predicted model, not a curated record. NCBI's taxonomy places the organism in Eukaryota, Metazoa, Chordata, Ceratodontiformes, Protopteridae.
UGGGAAACCAAGCAGUUCAGAGCUGUGCACAUUGUAUAUUGAAUUUUGUGGAGUUCAGCUCAUGUUCCUGUUUUCAGCUUGGAAAAUGAAGCUCUGUCUUUGAGUAAGGAUUAAUUACACAGCAAGUUCGGAUGCCUGUAGUUGUUAGUAACAGAACUAAACUCCUUGACUGAUUACAAAACAUCAUUGUUGGACAGGUUAGGGACGCACUGACUAUUCGAUCUUAAAUGAUUUUUCACUCAAUUUGAGCUGAAUGCCAAAGGAGAAAGUGGAUAUGCUGCGUUUGGGUCAGUGACAAAACUCAGUUGUUGAUGGGCUCUUUUAAUAAUCUCUCAACUCCAGCGGAGGUGAAUUAGGUGGAGCUGGUUUUCCUGGAAUUGUAGAACAGAUUUUCCUGUUGUGUUUCGACACUGACUGUCUCACAGUAGCAUGCAGUGCUACUUCAGGAUUACUUCGAUUUAAGACUACUAUCAUCUGCCAUUCUGGCCUGAAAGUGGUUGUAUGGGUUACAGAAGUCGCCCGUUUUCAAAAAUGUCUCACUGGAUGCAACUAGGGCGGAAUCCUUCGAUAGCUGAUCAGCUUUCCUGGAUUUCGCUAACAACACAGGAUAGUUUUGCCUGAAGAUGGAAACACUGGAGUCUGAACUAACCUGCCCUAUUUGUCUUGAGCUGUUUGAAGACCCACUACUGCUGCCUUGUGCCCACAGCCUCUGUUUCAACUGUGCACAUCGUAUUUUGGUUUCCCAGUGUGCCAAUAACGAAUCAGUGGAAGCUAUCACUGCAUUUCAGUGUCCAACUUGCCGUUAUGUCAUUACCCUCAGUCAGCGUGGCCUAGAAGGACUGAAGCGUAACGUCACCCUACAGAAUAUUAUUGAUAGAUUUCAGAAAGCAUCUGUGAGUGGACCAAAUUCCCCAAGUGAAACUCGUAAAGAGAGAUCAUUUGAGAAUAACACCAUGUCUUCUUGUGAGAAAGUUCAGUGUCAGUUCUGCGAGCAAGACCCACCACAGGAUGCAGUUAAAACCUGUGUCACUUGUGAGGUUUCUUAUUGUGACGAGUGUCUGAAAGCCACACAUCCCAACAAGAAGCCGUUUACAGGCCAUCGUUUGAUUGAACCUGUCCCAGAUUCACACAUCAGGGGAUUAAUGUGUUUGGAACAUGAGGAUGAGAAAGUUAAUAUGUACUGUGUUACAGAUGACCAGUUAAUCUGUGCCUUGUGUAAAUUGGUAGGGCGUCAUCGAGACCACCAAGUGGCAGCCUUAGCUGACCGCUAUGAAAAAUUGAAGCAAUGCCUGGAGUGUAAUCUUGCCAACCUCAUUAAGAGGAAUAAUGAGAUGGAAUCCCUCUUAGCAAAGCUUAUUCAGACUUGUCAACACGUAGAGGCAAAUGCUUCAAGACAGGAAACCAAACUUAUGGAGGAAUGUGACCAGUUAAUUGAGAUUGUUCAACAAAGAAGACAGGCAAUCGGAAGCAAAAUCAAGGAAGGGAAGGUUGUAAGAUUAAGAAAGCUGGCUCAGCAGGUCGCAAAUUGCAAACAGUGUAUAGAGCGUUCAACAUCACUUAUUGCUCAAGCAGAACAAAAUCUGAAAGAGAAUGAUCAUGCCCGCUUCUUACAGACAGCCAAAAAUAUUUCAGAAAGGGUUUCCAUGGCAACGGCUUCUUCUCAGGUCCUGAUUCCAGAGAUUAGUUUAAAUGACACCUUUGACACAUUUGCACUGGAUUUUUCCAGGGAAAAGAAGAUGUUGGAGUGUCUUGAUUAUCUUACAGCUCCAAAUCCUCCAUGUAUUCGAGAAGAACUAUGCACAGCAUCCCAUGACACAAUUACUGUUCACUGGACAUCUGAUGAUGAAUUCAGCGUGGUAUCAUAUGAACUGCAGUAUACAAUAUUUACUGGUCAAACCAAUGUUGUUAGCCUGUGUAAUUCCGUUGACAGCUGGAUGAUUGUUCCAAAUAUCAAGCAAAACCAUUAUACUGUGCAUGGGCUACAAAGUGGCACAAAGUACAUCUUCAUUGUGAAAGCCAUUAAUCAAGCUGGGAGUCGGAGCAGUGACCCAGGAAAACUAAAAACAAACAGUCAGCCAUUUAAAUUGGAUCCAAAGUCUGCACACAGGAAACUGAAAGUUGCCCACGAUAAUUUAUCUGUGGAACGUGAUGAUUCAGCAUCAAAAAAGAGCCAUACACCUGAACGAUUUACCAGCCAAGGAAGCUAUGGAGUGGCUGGUAAUGUGUUCAUUGAUAGUGGUCGACAUUACUGGGAAGCUCUUAUUGGAGGAAGCACAUGGUAUGCUGUUGGCAUUGCCUACAGAUCAGCCCCAAAGCAUGAAUGGAUUGGAAAGAACCCUGCAUCAUGGGUAAUUUGUCGUUGCAAUAAUAACUGGGUUGUAAGACAUAAUAAUAAAGAAAUUGCUAUCGAACCUUCCCCUCAUCUUCGACGCAUAGGUAUUCUGUUGGACUAUGACACAGGUUCCCUGGCAUUCUAUGAUGCUGCAACUGCCCAGCACCUUUAUACGUUUGACAUUUCAUUUAUACAGCCAGUUUGUCCAGUUUUUACUGUGUGGAACAAAUGUUUAACAAUUUUAACAGGACUUCCUAUACCAGAUCACUUGGACUCCUCAGAACAACUGCCAUGCUAGGACAGAAAAUAAGAGCUGCCUGUGCAGUGCGGAAGUAGUAUUUGAUUUUAAUGUAAUGUUAUUAUUUGCAUUUUACAGUAGAACACCAAAUGUCAGGACUCAAGUGGACACAUGCAAUGAUUUUGAGAUCAAAGUUUAAUUUCAUAAACUUUAUUCUCAUUCUUCAAUAAUAAAUUUAUAAUUUAUUUAUAAAAAUAAUUUGAUAAAGGAUUGUUAUAAAAGAAACAUGCUUUGCAUAUGACAUAUUAUGCCACUGUAUUUAUAUAUAGUUGUUUUGUGGUUCCAACAAACUUUUAAAUAUAUACUUACAUAUAUAUAUAUAUAUAUAUAUAUAUAUAUAUAUAUAUAUAUAUAUAUAUAUAUAUAUAUAUAUAUAUAUGUUUGUAAGAAAAACAUUUACUUAAGGGGUGUUUAGAUCAUGGAUGAAUUACACUCUGUGAUGAGAUAAUUAUUUUAUUAUGUUAAAGAUACAUUAAAAGCCCCUUUGUUUUGGUGCCUUUAUAAUGGCAUUUGUAUGCACUUUCUUAUACAUACAGCAUUCCCGUUUAACCAGUUUGUGUCAUUUUGUUCUAGGUGGGUACUUAAAACUGACUUUACUUAGUCAUAGUUCUUAAAUACAAGAAAGCUACAUACAGACUUUAGAUGUCACAUUUAGUAACAUAAAACAUUUUGUUUCUUCUUUCAUAGUGUAUUUUAUACCAGUAUGGCAAAGUGACUUGAGGUAAGGCGCCACAAAUAGAUCAUAUUGUGCAGAUCGUGGACUGACAAAUACACAGUUUGCAACAUAUUGUGUGACAAUAUGCACAUGUCUUAACCAUGUUAAAUCUCCUAGGCCACAUCUGAAAACAGUUAAGGUUUGGCUCGUGUGUCACACGAGUCACAAAGAUGAGAUUAAUAGGCAAGGAAAGUACAUAUUUUAUUUUUCAUAUUUUGCAUUGCUGUGUUAGCUCAGUUGGCAUCACAAGGGUACACAAUCCAUCGCAUGUCACUUAGAGAUCAGUAAAAGUUAUAAAAUCAGGAGAUCAAUCACAGAAAAGCUGGUAGAUAACAACUGCUUCAUUUUAUACUGCUUAGCUCAGGGGAUGUUUCCAGUUGUUCAAAGCUAUCAAUGCUGCAUUUUGUUGAAUGUGUAACUGCAGUGCUACACAUGGACAAGAUGAUCAUUAACAAAGGUCACAUACAAAACUUAACAAUUGUUACAACUUUAUCUCUUUGCAUAUACUAUCUACCAGAGCAACACAACUGUUCAGCAUUUACAGGCACUCUACAGCACUAUAAAAAUCAUACAACAAAUGAGGGAACAGUGGCAUGGAUUUAGUUGCAAAAGAGAGAAUCAUUGCUUAAGAUGUCAAAGGAAACCAAAUCUACAUAGAGGUAAGAGACCAUGUGCUAUACUGAAGCAGUAGCAAUGCUUUCAGAUUAUACCGGGUCAGUUUCAAAAAUGACAGUAUGUUGUGCUGCAACUUAAUUUUGGAUCUUACAGUAUUCUGCUUGGAGAAUUGACCUGGCAUUUUAGCAUUUUAUUUUUUUUUUUUUUUUACUGGAUAGGCAAAGGCAUUGCUAUAUGGAACAGGUUACAUAUACCAUGUGACUUUCAGAUAAAUGUGUUAGAUGCAGAGGAAUCAUUUCUAAUCAGUGGAUGACAGGAUUUCAGUUAAUGAAAUCUUCAGACUUAUGUAGUGCAUUUGUUUGAUAUUGUACUUGCAACAAUAAAGCUCUGAGCCAUCCUGUGACAAGGAUUCUUGGUAUA